AUGGCACCUCUCAAGCACAGAGAGGUCGCGACGAGCUUCAUCUUCAGAUUCCCCGCUGACGGUGAGGCCAAGAAACCCCAGGUUGCUCUCUUCCGCCGGAGCAGUCACGUAAACACAUAUCAGCACAAAUAUGCAGGCAUUUCUGGAAGUGUAGAUGACACUGACGCGGAUCCUCUUGCCACAGCCUGGAGGGAACUUGCUGAGGAAACAACUCUUACGCAUGACUCUUUACGCCUUUUUCGGAAGGGCAAACCCUUCUCGUUCGCUGAUGAGUCUAUUGGAAGAGAGUGGACCGUCAACCCUUUCGGUUUUCUCCUCAAAUCCGAGAGCGACGACGGUGGCCGCGGUGAGGCUGGCAUCAAAAUUGACUGGGAGCAUGAGGGGUACGAAUGGUUCGAUCCAGAUGCAAUCAACGACUCAGAUGACUUUGAAGGUGUUCCGCGCAUCCUAGAGAGUCUUAGAAGGGUAUGGUUCAACGUUGACUUGGGCCAAGAGGCAGGCAACACUCUUAGCCGGGGCUUGGUCGCUCUGCAGGAAGAUCACGAAAGCGGAGCGCGCCAGCUAGCCACCAAGGCUCUCGAUACAUACAUCGAUGUCAUGAAGCAAGUCGAUUUCACUGACCAAGUUCAGUGGUGGAACAAUAUCAGGUUUGCGGGAUGGCACCUCUGGAAGAACGGGCGAGAAAGUAUGGGCGCGUCUAUCUUGAACGUUGUUCUAUCAGCUUUGGACAUAGUUCAAGACGGAAUCCCACCCCGCGGCCCACCAGAUAAGAGCUCGAUCGAUAGUAUCGUCAGAGCCUUGGGGGAUUACGCCCGCGACCGACAGAAUACCACUUCAAGAACGGGCGCGGUGUUCCAGACUUUCAUAGAGCAGCAUCUGUCGGGAGACGGGCCACUCAAGAUCCUUACCUUCUCCUCUAGCUCAACUAUCACCUCGGCCAUUACUCACAUUAUGGGAAAUACUUCGCGACCUGUGGAGGUUCAUGUGCUCGAAUCCCGACCACUCUUCGAAGGUGUCAAGAUGGCACAGUCAAUUGCUUCAUGUGCCAACAAUUCCAAGGCCAAGACCCGCUUGAUAAUCCACACUGAUGCAAGUGUUGGCAUCGCAGCGAAGGACAUAGAUAUUGUGCUCAUCGGGGCGGAUCUGAUCGACAGAACAGCCGCGGUUAGCAACAAAGUCGGUUCUCUGCCUGCUGUUCUGACAGCCAAGUACGUGUCUCAAAAAGCCAAGAUUAUCGUUUUGUCAGAGAAAGAGAAGGUGCUCCCUUUUGCACCGCCAGGUCAGGAGGAAAACGAUGCAUGCGAGGUUAUGCAAGCUUGGGGAGACUUCAGCUCAGCUGUGAGGGAGGUUCCCCACUCUCUGGUCACUGUCAAAAACGUGUACUUCGAGUGGGUGUCACCCGAUUUGAUCGAUCACUACAUCACUGAGGACGGCGUCACCGGUCGUGCGGGAAUAUCGAGCUAUGCCCAGGAAGUUGAGAAGAAAGCUGACCAAUAUUUUACCAAUCUCUGA
Messenger RNA from Fusarium verticillioides 7600, 1512 nucleotides. RefSeq lists its product as hypothetical. The transcript has 2 exons. Gene Ontology annotation, molecular function: S-methyl-5-thioribose-1-phosphate isomerase activity. NCBI's taxonomy places the organism in Eukaryota, Fungi, Ascomycota, Sordariomycetes, Hypocreales, Nectriaceae. The coding region runs from base 1 to 1512 and encodes 503 amino acids. The record is from RefSeq and is a predicted model, not a curated record.